Molecule: messenger RNA, 555 nt
Organism: Ochlerotatus camptorhynchus
Lineage: Eukaryota; Metazoa; Arthropoda; Insecta; Diptera; Culicidae
Exons: 1
Coding region: 1-555 (184 amino acids)
Biological process (GO): chitin catabolic process; cell wall macromolecule catabolic process
Molecular function (GO): chitinase activity
Source: RefSeq, a predicted model, not a curated record
AUGGGCUGUGGACUGUCGACGUCGCAGCUUCAGGCAGUUUUAUCCGAAUGCGGAUAUAGUUCGAUCACAUCUAGUCUGGCCUCGACUAUUGUCAACCGGAUCAAUGAUUUCACAAAAGAUUGGAACGAAAUAGCCAUGUUUCUGGCGCAACUGAUCCACGAGAGCGGUGGCUUCCAGAAUCGAGAGGAGGAUGGCGGAGGUGCCGGUCAGGAAUACGGAACGCGAUACUUUGGACGUGGAUUUAUACAGUUGACAUGGGAGGACAACUACAGGAAGGCUUCGCGGGCGCUCUUCGGGAAUGAUCGACUGGUUCAUAAUCCGGCUUUGGUGUCCAAAGAUCCGGACCUGUCGAUGCGCGUUUCGGUUUGGUACUGGUUAGAGGUAGUCCGUCCGGAAGGCGGCCCUAAGCAGAACAAAUUCGGCAUGACUACCAAGGCGAUUAACCCCAUAGAAGGGGGUCCGGAGCACCCUGCUGCGAAGAGACGCUACAACUUCUACCGGAAAGCGGCCAAUGUUUUGGGUGUCAAGGAUCUGGCCAGCGAUGAGUGGUGGUAG